GUUCAUCAGUCGUUACCUGGCGGUCGCACUGGUAGGACGCGUGCAUCUCUUCAUUUCUCCGGAGCUUCUCAACGAAUCAACGAAGCUAGUUUCUCCUUGAUCUUCGCAGCGGGAAUCACCUUUUUUUUUGUUUCAUUGCGUUGCGUGUCUACCUGUAAAGUUUGAUCACCUGUUUUUGACCUGACUCGUUCAGUAGUUGUAUUCCUGUUUGCACUUCUGUGCUUAGACAAGAGCCUAGAUCGGCUCUCCGUUCGUUGGCUUUGUCCCUGUUCUGUGCUGGAGGUGUUCGAAUCUCGAGGUGCAUUACACUCCUACAACUUUGCAUUCCUACAAGCCAGGAUCUUUCGGUGUCGAUGAAGUUCAAAUCCAGGGCAGUUAUUACUGGUGUAGCCAAGUGGAACAUGCGCUAUUAACCAGACUUGGCUAAUUGUGGUAACAGAUUUAUGACCUCCAACAAUUAUCGCUGCUUGCAUCACCAUCAUCUUCAUCACAUCGAUCGUGUUUCGAACAGGAAGAUCUCGUCUUCAGGUUACAUAAGAAACCGCCUUCAGCCAACAGAAGUUAUAAAAAACUGCCAAUCAGAAAACAGUGUUUGUGCGAUUUUAUGUUUUAUUGAUUCGAGUGUUCGGGUUAGAAAACUCCAGGAAAAAUAAGCGCGCUAUCUGGCAAAUUAACUCCCAAAAAUCGCGGCCCGUGUUUCGAAGCCAAAUCAUAAAAAAGUGAACGAAACCCGGAGAAACCUCAUCAGGAGAAAUUGCUGAUGCUGAAAGUAUUUUCGAUUGUUCGUUGCUAAUUAAAGUGCUAAAAUUGCUGUUUUCGAAUUUUGACCAUUUUCAACCAGUUUCUGACGGAAUAGAGUGGAGUAGAGCGUGUGCUGUGAGGGGUGAGCAAUUUUUCGAACGAUCAACUCCUGGGCCGGUCUUGUCAAGUUCUUUAACAUCUCUAGCUAUAGCUGCUUAGCCCUCCAGAAGUAAAGCAACUUAUAAGAAGGAAAAAAAAGUUGCGGUAUUUGUUUGCAGAUAUUUCCCGACGAGAGUCAAACGCCAGAAGCUGCUGCAAGAUGGAACACCGGUGGAUCUAUCAGGCGGUACAGAUAUUGACACUGUUACUCACCUGCAUACACCUGAGUCGGGCGGCUCAAUCUCUGUGGCCACAUUUAUCAGCAGACAAAUGUUCCGGUAGUGGGACUUUCAAGUACAUCUCCGGCAAUGCUCUAACGGACAGCCCCAAUUGUGUAGGACCAAAUAAUGCUCCCUAUCCGUCCGGGCUGGUGGCGCGAACAUUCUCCAACAACUGGAAUCCCAGCGGGUCGUCCCGGAGAGGCCGAAUGAGUCAGCUGCCGACGGUGGACCCCAAGAUCAUGCAACGCACCCUGCUGCAGGUCUACGGCGACGCCAACGAAGUGACACAGCUGGAAGAUGUUCGCUCAAGAUACAGUCGCUCUCUGGACAGCAUGCAGCAGUGCCGCGAUACGCCCGCCCGGUUGUGCAAAACGCGCUAUAACACUACCGCCCCCAUGUAUGGCGUGAGUCUCACUUCCGGCCAGCCCGUAACGAUCGUGCAGAAAUUCCCCGACCUCCUGCAGCAAGUCGUCUUUGAAGUUUGCGAAUCUUCCGAGUGUGAUGUCGUGCGAGGUGAAUGUACCCAAACCUAUGUUCCGUACCUUUUCUUAGUGAUCCCGCUGGGACCCGUGACGCUAACUGGACAGGACUAUGUGCUGGUGGAAAGUGGCUGCGUGUGCAAACCGAAAUAUGCGACCGAAAAACCCCGUGAAUCCGGUGGAAAUUUUAUACCCUAGACGGUUUAUCGACUAUCGCAAAAUUCGAAAUUAUCAACUUGUUUUAUUGAGAGUCCAUCGAAUAAGAAACAAACCUUAUCAGUAGAAAAGGGAUAUUGAUAAACUAUAUUGUCUCAUUAUAGCGGUUCUAUUGAACGGCUGCAAUUUGUUGAACGAGUGUUACUUCCGUUAGUGGAGAUGAUUACAGUUAAGUGACUACGGUUCGAUCUUACGCACGAUCUUGAGCCAAUAGCAAAUAAAUAGAAAAUUUAAAACAAAAAAAAAACUAACUAUAACGCGCUCUAGGCCAGCAUUAAGAUUAUUUAAAUACUAGGGUCCAGUUUCCUGCGAAGAAAAUCCUGUUAUUCUGUCCUUUGUAAAUAUGUUUCCUUUUUCUCAUUUCAUUUGACCGAUGAAAAUCGAUCAUUUUUUUUGCAUUUGAAUGAACUUCUAUUAAAAUACAUAACCAUUACUAGACUUCAAUAGAGAAUGAUCGUGAUUAAGUGAGCAAAACUUGGCUAUCUAUUUUGCAUUUUGUAAAGUGCAAGAAGGAAAACUAUUGAAUAAAUUAUUUAUUUUAAUAAUAAGAGA
Messenger RNA from Uranotaenia lowii, 2368 nucleotides. RefSeq lists its product as uncharacterized. The transcript has 4 exons. The coding region runs from base 1061 to 1798 and encodes 245 amino acids. Lineage: Eukaryota; Metazoa; Arthropoda; Insecta; Diptera; Culicidae. The record is from RefSeq and is a predicted model, not a curated record.